CGUCCUGACGUACCCAGCAGUGUUACUAAAGCUCACAAUGGUGUUUUGGAGGAUACCAAGAUGGAUGGAGAGCAGAAGGUGAUGGAACAAAAGGCAGGUGACACAUUAGAAGUUCAAACUCCAUUGAAUGCGAGUAAAACGGAAACUGUCCAAUCUCCUGUUUCUCCUGUAAAAGGUGUCAGUAUCAGUCAGCCUAGUGAAGGCAACACACAGAAAAAGGAAACAGAUUCUUCCGCCAGUGAACACAAAGGUGAGUCAGGUGUGAUAGGUUCUGAUGGGAACCAAGAACAGAUAAAGGAAACCACACACGGUCCUCAACAACAAGAGAAUCACAAUACAGAAACAAAUAUCACAGGUACAACAAGUACAGAAUCCCAUGUUACUGCUGACUCAAAACCACAUCCUACUACAGAUGCAUCACCUAGUGAAAUAACUCAAUCUGGUCUAUCUAUUGAUGAUUCAAACACACUAAAUAACACGAGCACAGAGCCCAACAGUAUCACUGAUAAUGUGACAACUACAGAGAUUGAAUCAACAAAUGGUGUCGAUACUGUGGGUGCAUCAGCAGAAGGGAAUACCACAGCGAACACGACCUCUGUCACUCUCAAUACAACCAGUAAUGAGGACUCAAUCUCAACUACCACCACUACAAUUCCUCCUAUACCUGGAAUCAGCAAUAACACCAUAAUGCCAAAUUUGAAGGGUGAUGCAGACAGCAGCAGCAGUAUCAGCAGUUCUGUUUGGGUGCGUGUACCACUACUGAUUGUGGUUACACUGACCUGUAUUCUUGUGUGCUGA
Molecule: messenger RNA, 798 nt
Organism: Trypanosoma theileri
Lineage: Eukaryota; Euglenozoa; Kinetoplastea; Trypanosomatida; Trypanosomatidae
Exons: 1
Source: RefSeq, a predicted model, not a curated record